UGCAGAACAUUCAGCAGGUGGCACUGAGUGCUGUGUUGUUUUUCUGGGUGUUUUGUGUGAUUUCUCGUCGGAUGAUUUUCACGAUUUUCGCGAGAUUUUCUCCAAUUUCUCGCCAUGUCGGACAAUAAGAGCAAGGCUGAGAAGCUUGCCGAUGGAAGGAAAAAGCUCAAGAAGUUCCAGUCGAAGCAGAAGAAGCCAAAAGCAGACGAUGACAGAGGGGGAAAUGAGCAAAUAACCCCAUCGGAAAAUGGUUCUGAAGAUCAAGUAUCCAUCAGUAGUGUUCCGGAAGUUUUUCCAUCAGCUUCGGCAAUUUUCCUGGCAAAUGACACCCAUGGGGCAUCAGUGGACUUUCAGGGAGAUAUUUUGGGUGAGAAGAGUGUCUUAGUUGAAGAAAUGGUGCCUCAAGAGCCUCUUCCGGAAGUCACAGGUAAAAUUGCUGAAAUGCCCCAGAAUUUGAGUGUUGUGAUGAGACCAGAACCACGGAGGACACCUCCGCAUCGGGAGAGUCUCAAGGAUGAGCUAUUUACCUUGCUUGACAGUGAGAAAUCGCGAAUUGUUGAGUUAGAGGGUCGUGUAAGGGAGCAAUCGGAAGUGAUUGAGGGGCUGAAAAAGCAGAUUGAAGUUCUCAGAACAGCUCCUACAGCCCCAUCGGAUGAAGUAGCCCAUCUUAGAGAACAGCUGCAUUCCCAUGUGCAGACUCUGGGUGUUCUUGUGGGCGAGAAGGCAGAUUUAACGGCUCAAUUGGGCAGUUUUCAGGUUCUUUUGACAGAAAAAGACCGAGAAAUCGAGGAGCUUCAGGCAAAAUUGAGUGCAUCCCGGCAUCAGGUGCAGGAUUCCCGGGCAGAGAUGGCCUAUUUGAGGGAAUCAAUGCAGAAGUUUGAGCAGAUGCAGCAGAAUCUCUGCUCAGAAAAUGAAAAUGCGAGGGAAAAAGUGAAAUUCUUAAAGGACAAAUGCGAAGAUUUGUCCGAAGAAGUUGCUCAGGUCAAUCAGAAGCUUCUGCUGAAGACCAGAGAGUGCUCAAAGCUCGUUGAAGAGGCCAAAAAGCGUGAUUCCGAACUGUCUCUCGCUCAGCUUCGUGUUGAGCAAUUGUCAGCCGGAGAUACCCAAUUGGCUGAUGGGAAAAUCGAGGGAAUGGCACAGCAGAGGCAGCUGCUGGAGCAGCAUGUGGGAGAAUUGUUGACACAAGUGGAAAAGAUCACGGUGGAACGAGAUCAAGCGGCAAGUCAGUAUCAGAAUUACGUGUCACAGCUCAACAGGGAGAGCACAAAGUUGAUGCAGAAGGUGCAGGAGACGUCUCAGGAGAGGGAUCAGUUGGCACGGAGGGAGGCUGAAUUGGUGAAGCAUGUGGGAGAGCUCGAGAGGCAGCUUCAGGCUCAAAUAGCUCAGCCAAAGGCGCAGAGUCCUCAGCAGGAAGUGCAAAAUGACGAAAGUGGGCAGAAGAUUCAGGAACUGGAGAAUUACUUGAGGGAGCUGCGUUUGGAGAAUCAAAAUCUCAAGGCAUCCCUCUCCAAGGCUGAGGAGAGUUGCUUGAGAGUUCAGAGUCAGCUGGAGCAGAAGGUGACAUCAAUGUCUGAGUUGGAGAUGAAGAUUGAGCGCCUGGAGACAUCGUACGUUGAUCCAUCUUCCCUGAGUGCGACCCUGGAGAGCGAGAAAGUGGCUGCUGCUCGUGCUGUGGCUCAGAAUGUGGAGCUGAAGGCGCAGCUGGAAGAGAUGCAGACGGCCUACGUGCAAAUGACGCACGAUAAGGCUGCCCUGAUGGAUCAGUUGCAGUCGGAGCAGCACCUGGGCAGGGAGAUGAGAGGGAAACUGGAUGGAUGGGAGGACGAGGUGGGUGGAUUGAGGGAGAAGCUGCACUACAAGGAUGAGGAGAUGAUGAGGCUGUCGCAUGAGAAUUCGGAGUUGGAGAAGAAGACACUGCUGCAGAGUCAGGAGCUGGAUCGGCUGAGGCAUUGUGAGAUGGGCCAGCAGACCAGCAAUGUGCUCCAAAUGGAGGUUCAGCGGCUGAUGGGAGAGAUUGGGAGGCUGGAAGAGAGGAUCAGGAAGUACGAGGAGAAGAAAGAGAAGAAAGAGGAAGUUCAGGAGGAGAAGGAAGAUGGGCAAGUUCAGGAAGUUUUAGAGAAUGGGCAGAAGGAGAAGGAGGACGGUGAGGUGGAGGCAAAGAUUCUGCCAACAGAAGAGGCCAUGCAGAAGCUGGAAGAGCGCUUCCGGAGGACAAUGAAUGAUAUUGCGGAGUUGACGGAGGAAAAGCACAGACUUGAGCAUCUCGUGACUCAGCUUCAGGGUGAGACGGAGACAAUAGGGGAGUACGUGACUCUGUAUCAGACUCAGAGGCAAUUGCUGAAGCAGCGGGAGAUCGAGAAGGAUGUCCAGGUGCAGAGAAUUGCAGCGGAUAGGGAAGAGAUGAGGCAGAAGCUCAUUGAGCUGAAUAGUUUGGUGGAAUUGCUGCUGCGACAGAAGAAUAUUGACAUUCCCACAGAGCUCAGUGGCUCUCUGAAUGGUGAUUCCCAGGAUGAGGACCUGGUGAAACCCGCUUCCGGAAGUCCAGAGAAUGACAAUCAAAAAGUUCAGAGUGAAACACUUCAAGUGCCACAAGAUGGACAGUCUGAGGAGACGGCAGAACGGAUUCUCAGUCUCCUGUCGGAAAUAAAAACCAGUAAUCUGAACACGACUAAUCUCGUGGUGCCUCCGGGAGUUGUUCAUCAUUGCUCCUGCUGUUCCGGAAAAUUAAUAACUGUGUAGAUGGGUCGGGUUUCGCUUAAUUUAUUCGCUUAAAGCAAGUCACUACUCCCAAAUAAACGUGCUGUAUUUUUUAUCACGA
Phlebotomus papatasi is the source of this 2818-nucleotide messenger RNA. RefSeq names its product golgin subfamily A member 2. The record is from RefSeq and is a predicted model, not a curated record. Gene Ontology annotation, biological process: Golgi organization. Lineage: Eukaryota; Metazoa; Arthropoda; Insecta; Diptera; Psychodidae. Bases 115 to 2739 code for a protein of 874 amino acids. The transcript has 3 exons. Gene Ontology annotation, cellular component: Golgi cis cisterna; Golgi cisterna membrane; Golgi apparatus.